UUCCGUGUUAUCAAAAUCGUGAUUAAUUGGCAAAAGUUAAGCAAUUUGGAUAACAUUUCUCUCUAUAACGGGUACGUCAUAAAAAUUGUUCCUCUCAGUAUUUUUUCUCAGCGAAAUUCUCUACAAAAUCAUACCUAAACUAUAAUUUUAGAACUUCAAUCAAGAAAACUAAGCCAAUUAGAUGAAAGUCGAAAUAAAUGUAAACUUUCUCAACUCAAAAUUUUUUUCGACUUGAACUUUUUCUUCUGCUACUAUUUCUGCUAAAAUGUGUAGCAAAAGUGAGAACUCAGUUUAUUUUGGAUACUUUCAAAUGUGCUCUUUCUCGUGGACUGUAAAAAACCUUUUUUUAGAGCAGAUGGUGUGCUCGAAAACGAAGUUACAAAAAUACAUCAGAAGUUGACAACCUCCCUGUUUCAAACAAUGUGUUAAAUCAAGAAACGGAAAAGAUGAUUGAAGUUACGGGGCUUUUACUGGAAACACUACUAUACCCAAAAUUUAGAAAAUUAAUGAAAAAAUGCAUGGCAACCGAUAGAGAAACUAUUUUUCGCUGUAGCUUUUGAUGUGAAAAGUUUUGAAGUGUAGCUAAAAGAUAGAGCGAAACUAGGACAACAAAAUGCCUAGUUCAGUUUUUCUUACUUUCAAAACGUGAAUACACGACGUCAUUUUUGAGUUUAGAAAGUUUACAUUUAUUUCGACUUUCAUCUAAUUGGCUUAGUUUUCUUGAUUGAAGUUCUGAAAUUAUAGUUUAGGUAUGAUUUUGUAGAGAAUUUCGCAGUGCAUCGUUUAAAAAAACAUCGAGUCUCGGAAACAAAUCCAAACCAAGUUAUAAGCAAAAUACUGAGAGGUACAUUUUUAUGGCCCACCCGUUAUAUAUAGAGAGAGAGAUUUAACCUUCAGACAAUCAGAUUUUAUCUCUCGAUGUUCUAGUUUGAAAUCGCAACGGGAAGUCAACCGUUUGUGAAUGAUAAAAUAUUUGAAUUAUAUGAUAAAAUUCAGAAAUGGCAACCACAAAUUCCUGAACAAACUCUCGGACCAGAUAUUAGAGAAUUCAUUUCACUACUAUUGAAACAAGAUUUGCGUCAACGUCCCAGAUCUUACAGAGAUAUUCUUGAUAUGCCUGUGAUAUCCUCUGUUGCCGUACAACCUUCAAAUGAAGAAAUUCAAUUUGUCACUAUGAUUAUCGAAAAUUUGCCACAAGUAGUAUAG
This is a messenger RNA of Didymodactylos carnosus, 1206 nucleotides long. The record is from the annotation of a GenBank genome assembly. NCBI's taxonomy places the organism in Eukaryota, Metazoa, Rotifera, Eurotatoria, Philodinida, Philodinidae.